AUGGGUCUCCCAAUCACCACCUCCGCCUCGAUCAGCGUCCCAGAGGCAAACUCCUUCGGAGCCACCGUCCUCCAGCCACAAAGCGACCACAACUCCAACGGCCGUGGCGGCUGCCCGUACCUCGCCAACGCCCACAACAACGGCACUCCGGAUACGACCCAUGCCAACACCACUCAACAAGCAACACCAGAAGCACCAGCCCCGCCGUUGGGAAUCUUGAAGAAGCUGGAGAACCGCACUUUCACCGGUAAAGGCUUUAACACCAUCUUCCGCCCUCACAGCACUACCUCUCCCACCACAUUGGCAGUCACCCCCGUGCUGAAGCCCCCCUUUAUCCCGGAUAACAUCCUCCAACUCAACAUCACGCACGAGAGCCAAGUUUUUGCUCCCGGUCUCGGCGAUGUGCCCAACCGCGGACUGAUGAAGCAGGAGGACAUCGAACUGAACGGCGUUCCUUACACCCAGACCAUUCAUGAUAUCACGGAGCCGAAGCCGAAACCUCCCGUCAUUCACUUCGAGCCCGGUCUCUGGAUGCACGUCCCCGCUACAAGUAUACCCAAGCUCAAGACAUCCCUUGCUCGCAUGGCUUCCAUCCCGCACGGCACCACCAUCAACGCCCAGUGCUUCUCGGAGCCAUCCUUCAGCGUGGGAGCACCAUUCAUUCCCAAAGUCGACAUCAAGCCCUUCCCGGUCGGCGGCGGCAAAAGAAUCCUCUUCCCCAGCCAAAAUGCAAAAGACCCUGCCACCUUCCGCCUCCCGCAAGACCUCCACGAGUUCACGCAAGCCCAUACAAUCACCCAAGACAUGAUCGACAACCCCAACGUCGUCCUGGAGCUGGCCAACAAGGGCAAGAACAUCCUCGAGAACACCUCCUACAAGAUCACAACCAAGCCCGAGGGAACUAACCUCGGCGGCGGCACCUCCAACAUUGGCUUCCUCGUCGGUGACGGCCAACAAGCCCUCGAACUCCCUAGCCGUGCCAACGCCAACGCAACCCGCAUGGAGGCCCAGUACUGGAUCUCCACCGUCCGCACAAAGAUCCAUCUCGAGCCGUGGAAGGGACCCUCGGAGCACCAGCGGUGCAAGCACUUCUCGCCGCUGCCCCUCCGCGAGGGUGAGGAAGUGCCCGUCUUUGAGGUCCACUUCCCGAUCCCGCAAGCAAAGACGGUGUCCGUGGAGUACACUCAGCUUCAGUACACGCAGAAUGUCACACUGGACUUUGCUAACCUCAGCUGGCCGCAUGUUACUGUUGGUACGCUUAUCCAGACAAGUCCCACCGUGUUGCAUGCUUCCGUUUUGGACCAGAAGGAGUGA
Colletotrichum abscissum is the source of this 1314-nucleotide messenger RNA. RefSeq lists its product as uncharacterized. Bases 1 to 1314 code for a protein of 437 amino acids. NCBI's taxonomy places the organism in Eukaryota, Fungi, Ascomycota, Sordariomycetes, Glomerellales, Glomerellaceae. The transcript has a single exon. The record is from RefSeq and is a predicted model, not a curated record.